AUGCACCCAUCCAUCCAUCCUCCUCCCCCUAUCUCCCCCAAGCUUUUGAUUGAUAAAAAUUUUCGCGUCCUUUGGUUUUCCUUUUUUUUCUCCUUUUUCUUUGUACUGACCGUGUCUACCGGUGGAGACGAUGGAGAGCUUCUGGGGCCCGAUGGAGUAGAGCCACGGGUCAAACAUGGUCUAUCGAGCAAGUCCACAAGCGCGCGUGUAGCGUGUGAGCCCGCUGUCCGUAUUCCUGUGUAUUACUGGUUGCUUUCUGUCGUCUCUUCUGGUGGGCGCGGCUGUCUGUUGCUUCCACCAGUGGGACAUUUCUGCCAGUGGCCGCCGGUUGCCAGUUGCCAGUUGCCAGCCGCCCAUUUUCCUUCCACUGGCGGGUCCAUUUAUCUUACUGGUAGGAGCCAUUUAUCCCACUGGUCGGACAUUUGCUUCCUGUUGCUUCCUGUUGCUUCUGCCGGGGAACCCGAUGGUUCCAUUUCUGCCGCAAAAUGGUCGGCUAUGUCGUGUCCUCAAGACACCUUGUCAAAAGCCGAUAAGGCUCACCAGAAGCCCAACAUGGGCGCCUCGAAAAAGGCCACACCGGGCCAUAAGAAAGGCCAAAGUAUGCGCCAGAGCAAAGACCAAUCCGGUCCACAAAACAGGCCAAUGCUCCAAGUGCGCACCAGAGAAAGGGCAAGCCGGCCCACAAGAAAGGUCAAAGUAGGCGCCAGAGCAAACAUCAAUCCGGCCCACAAGAAAGGCUAA
Molecule: messenger RNA, 741 nt
Organism: Phycomyces blakesleeanus NRRL 1555(-)
Lineage: Eukaryota; Fungi; Mucoromycota; Mucoromycetes; Mucorales; Phycomycetaceae
Exons: 6
Coding region: 1-741 (246 amino acids)
Source: RefSeq, a predicted model, not a curated record